AUGGUAAACACUAAUAAAAUCGAAAAGGACAAAUAAAUAGUAAGUAAACCACUUAAAAGUUCAGUUAUUUUAAAGGAAUAAGUCAAGCAAUAGAUUUCUUAGAAUGAGAUGUGUAAAGAACUAAAAUUUAAUAGUAAGAAUUCUUUGAUAUUUACUGGUAAUGAAACAAAGAUUAAAAUUCAUGUUUUUCACGAAGGAUUUUUAUAUAAGAUAUGUGAAUUUUAUCACAGUAAUAAUAUAUUGACAUACUUGAAUUGCAAAAAAGACACAAUUUUAAUUUCAGCUUGCGAUUAAAUGAUUCAAAUGAGGGCUUUAUUUGAUAUCAACAAUAAAAAAUUUUAAAGGACAAUAUCAAUUUAGUUGUUUUGCUCUUAGUCAAAAAAAUAAUUUAUUAGUAGCAGGUCUUUAAAAUCAUACUUAUUUUUUUUGGGAUGA
Molecule: messenger RNA, 435 nt
Organism: Paramecium primaurelia
Lineage: Eukaryota; Ciliophora; Oligohymenophorea; Peniculida; Parameciidae
Source: the annotation of a GenBank genome assembly